Messenger RNA from Acanthochromis polyacanthus (spiny chromis), 4076 nucleotides. It is a transcript of the gene mctp2a, whose product is annotated as multiple C2 domains, transmembrane 2a. The coding region runs from base 47 to 3268 and encodes 1073 amino acids. Gene Ontology annotation, biological process: regulation of neurotransmitter secretion. The transcript is spliced from 23 exons. Gene Ontology annotation, cellular component: synaptic vesicle membrane. NCBI's taxonomy places the organism in Eukaryota, Metazoa, Chordata, Actinopteri, Pomacentridae. Gene Ontology annotation, molecular function: calcium ion binding. The record is from RefSeq and is a predicted model, not a curated record.
AUCUUGAUUUCACAGAGAUCUUGUUUUUGUCUGACAGGCAUUCAAGAUGGAUGUCAAGAAGAAGAACAUAUUGGAGAACUUGCGAUUAAAAACUAAGUUGCCCAACUUCAAGAAGCCACGUAGGAAGGAACUUGCCAAGCAGGGGAGAAAUCUGGCCCAUCGGCGCAGUAUUUCUGUACCUGACCUUUCAUUGGUAACAGGUGCGUCAAGUUCUACAGAGAGUGCCUUGUUGUCCACUGCUUCUGAUGCCAUCUUCUUUGGCAUCUCUCCAGGUCUGAGUGACUCUGAUUCUGUUGCAAGUGGCUCAAUCGGUGAUGGACCAGUUUUUGCAGACAAACUGUAUGAGUCAGUCCCAGAAACUCCACUCAGAGUCCAUCAGAUAAAUCAGCCAGCUGCAGCUUUGAAUAGAGUCAGUGCACCAGUGACAUUGUAUGAGGAAAUACAUGAAAUGACAGACUCGGAGAGCAAAGUGAACUUGGCUCAAGAAGGCUUGUAUGCACAAGUGGAUAAAAGAACAAAGGCAAAUGUGCCAAAGUUUUCUUUUGAACCUGUUCCUGCACCACGACGUAUUUUUACUAAUGUAGAGGCUCUGUCUCCAAGACCAGAUCUUGGGGAGAGAGGGAGUCUGUCUGGUGGAGACAGCCAAACAGACAGGGUGCGUUCAGAUAGUGUUGCUGCUGCACUGGCCAGAGCACACUCACUGGGAGACCAAAUGAUCCCUUCCAUUGAAAAGAAGAGCACAUCAGCUGAGCAGAGAAGGCCAUCGUCUGAGAAAGGGACUCCACCAGCAAUCAGAGCAAAUGCUCCUGCAGAUAGGAUGUCUCUGGUACUAGAUACCCUGGCAACUCCUUUGGAGAGUACAGAUGGUACCUCUCUGGACUCCGCCUGUGGUACUCCCAGCGAGGAGCGUGUCAACCUGCCCUGGACAACAGACUCAGAAGACUUGGACCGAGAACCCUCUUCCCCUUUGCUGAUGAGAGAGUUCUCCAUGGACGAAGGUCUGCUAGAUGAAACCCAGCCUGACGAGACCCUGGAAGACAUUGCAGAGGUGGUCUUUGACUUACGUCGGAAUUCCGCUCCUACGACGCGACGUAACGCGAUUUUCUCUAUGUCCAAUGAACCGUGUGAUUUCUUUGACGAAAGUUUGCAAGAUCCUUUAGAAAACUUUGAGGCUACGGCAGUUGAUCCAGAGGCCCAGAUACCUGCCGCAUGCCAAAGGUACCUCCUGAACAUCAACCUAAAGCAGGGAAGGAACCUGGUCAUCAGAGACAAACGCUCUGGUACCAGCGAUCCUUAUGUGAAGUUCAAACUUGAAGGGAAACAGUUCUAUAAAAGCAAAGUGGUGUAUAAAAGCUUGAAUCCACGGUGGAAUGAGUCCUUCUCUCAUCCUCUUCGAGACAGAGAGCAUGUUGUGGACGUUCGGGUCUAUGAUAAAAAUCGGACCACUGAUGACUUCAUGGGUUCCAGCUCUAUUUCUCUGAAAAAUCUUGAACUGUACAAAACUUAUGAAAUGGAGUUGCGUCUUGAUGAUCCAAAAAGUAAAGAAGAUGAUAUGGGAAUUAUUGCAGUUGAUGUCUGCCUAAUGUUUAGAGAUGCAACAAUCAAGAAGAACAGAUGGCCACAAAGAAAGAACAAGCAGAACCAGGCCUCACCAUCUCCACGUCCAGCAGAGGUGCAGAAGAAUCAGCUGAAGAACCAGAUGUGGACUGGGGUGCUCGGUAUCACAUUGGUGGAGGGAGAGCACCUGCCGCAGUACGGUCAGGGUGACAUUUACGUCCGCUUUCGCCUUGGUGAUCAGAAGUACAAGAGCAAGAACCUUUGCAUUCAGGCGAAUCCACAGUGGAGAGAGCAGUUUGACUUCAAUCAGUUUGAAGAUAACCAGGAACCUCUGCAGGUGGAGUUGUUCUCAAAGAGAGGGAGGAAGGGUGAAGAAUCAUGGGGAAUGUUUGAGAUUGACCUGUCGAGACUUCCACUUAAUGAGAGACAGUUUUACACUCAUGUGCUGGACCCAGGUAAAGGCAGACUCGUGUUUUUGGUCACCCUGAGACCCUGCUGGGGAGUCUCCAUCUCUGACGUUGAAACGGCUCCUUUGACAAAGUCUGAGGAGAGGGACAGCAUCGUGGAGAAAUUUAGCCUACAAAACUCUCACAAGUGUGUGGGAGAAGUUGGCUUCCUUCAGGUCAAUGUUAUGAAAGCAAAUGAUCUUCCUGCAACAGAUCUCAAUGGAAAAAGCAACCCGUUAUGUGUUAUUGAGCUCGGGAACUGUAAACUUCAAACUCACACAAUCUACAAGACAGUCAAUCCAGAGUGGAACAAAGCCUUUACACUCCCAAUUAAGGACAUUCAUGAUGUGAUAGAGUUAACUGUCCUUGAUGAAAAUGGAGACAGAGCCCCAACCUUUUUGGGGAAAGUGGCCGUUCCUCUGCUGACCGUUCAGAAUGGCCAGCCGAUAUGUCUGUUCUUGAAAAAAGAAAACUUGGGAAGCACAUCUAAAGGGACCAUCACACUGGUGCUGGAGGUUAUCUAUAACAAAGUCAGAGCUGGAAUCAAAACCUUCCAACCGAAGGAGACCAAAUUAAUGGAGGAAAACCUGAAGUUCUCCAAAAAGGUUCUUGCCCGGAAUAUAUAUCGGGUUCGAAAAAUCAGCACAGCAGUUCUGUACACGUUACAGUACAUUAAAAGCUGUUUUCAGUGGGAGAGCACGCAACGGAGUCUAAUAGCCUUUCUGAUCUUCCUUGUGACAGUGUGGCACUGGGAGCUCUUCAUGCUACCCCUCUUCCUGCUACUGCUCAUCGGAUGGAACUACUUCCAGCUCACUACAGGAAAGGCCAGCUACAACCAGGACCUGGUGAACAUGACCAUGGGUGACGACGAAGAGGAAGACGAGAAGGAAUCCGGAAAAAAGGGUUUGAUGGAUAAGAUACAUAUGGUGCAGGAAGUAGUGCUGGUUGUCCAGAACGUUUUGGAGGAAAUUGCAAACAUCGGAGAGCGAAUCAAGAACAUAUUCAACUGGUCUGUCCCAUUCAUGUCGUGCUUGGCCUGCUUGGUGAUGUUCGUCGCAGCAGCACUUUUCUAUUUUAUCCCAUUUCGAUACAUUGUGCUGAUAUGGGGUGUUAACAAAUUUACCAAGAAGCUGCGCAACCCAUAUACUAUUGACAAUAAUGAAAUACUGGAUUUUCUCAAGAGGGUGCCUUCUGAUGUUCAAAAGGUGCAGUACAGUGCGCUGAGAGCGCCCACCAGCCAGAGCCAGCCGCGGAAGAAAAAGUAAGCUCCAUGGACACGCUGGAUGAAAAGCUGGUCUCUUUUUUUAAAUGUGGUACGAUACAGUCCACCUGACAACAAUGCUCCGGUGCCAGCAGAGCCCAUGACCCUAUGCACCCCCACCACACCACCCUAAGUCUGCCCCUGCUGCUGAGGGGCAGCCAGCCACUCUCUGGCUUGUGUGUUUGCCACCCCCCUGACAGGGGCUGUGAACUGCAGCAGCCAGGAGGGCAGCACAUGGCGCUGUCAAUCACAAGCUUGGAGGUAAAGAAAAGAGAGCAUUGCAGGACUCAGCCUUCAUCUUUGGAUAUAAUUUCGAAAAGGAAUGAAAAGCGUCGGGUUUGGCUUACCUAAGACCUCCCCUGUUUUGCUUUUUUUUUAAACUCUGGUGAAACUGAGAAAUUUGCCUUAAGGUAAAGAUAAUAUGAGUUUAACAAGCCUCCACAAUAUACUUCUUUAUCAGUGUGUUAAUUUACUUAAAGGUCAAAAUGUUGUGUAUAUUUUUAAAUAAUCAAGGAGAACUAAUGUCUUUUACUGCAUAUUUAACAUAUUAGGACAGAGUACUGAAUUUCACUAUUUUCUGUGAAAAGGAUUUGCUGUAUAUGUAACAAUGCUGUCUGCUUUCUUCAUUUUAUCUCACCGGCAAAUAUCCAUUUAUGUACUGUAUGUGUAUUAUUUCCAGCUGUCUUUUCUUAAGCAAAGUUUGUGCACCGGUGUAUGUUAGAUUGAAAGUUUCAUUUCUGCUCAGUACCAUGUCUGCAUCACCAAAUAGAGAAUUUGUAGGAAUCCUGAAUAAAGAAUCUUGAUCAGUUUGA